AUGUAUCAGCAGAAGCCUAAAGGGAUCAUCACUGAUGGGGACGCUGCAAUGAUCGCCGCUGUUGGUAAAGUCUUUCCAGGCGUGUGGUACCGUGUUUGUACGUGGCAUAUUGAGAAGAACAUGAAGAAGCACAUUGACUCCCCGGCUCACAAUGAAUUCCGGUCGCUGCUGUACUACACCACUUCGGAACAAGUAUUCGAGGAGAGAUGGAGGGCAUUCGUCGACAAGCACCGGACGGAAUUAACCAAAGAAUGGAUGAAGAGGAUGUAUAGGAGGAAGAAGUUGUGGUCAGCCGCGUAUCUAGCGAAUGGAUAUUUCCUCGGAAUGAAAAGCAACCGGAGGAGCGAGAGUUUGAACUCCACCCUACACACCCACCUUGACUUUGGACUGACAAUGGUGGAUAUGGUUGUGCACUUCGAGAAUAACAAGUAG
Lolium perenne is the source of this 432-nucleotide messenger RNA. NCBI's taxonomy places the organism in Eukaryota, Viridiplantae, Streptophyta, Magnoliopsida, Poales, Poaceae. The record is from RefSeq and is a predicted model, not a curated record.